GACAAAAGAGCUGUGGGAACUUGCGUUUGCAGAGUCGCGCCAAUGGAGCAACGACUUCUGGAAAUCCUUCGAUCCCUUAAAUUCCGCCACCACCUGUGGCAAACCCACGCCCAGAUCCUCGUCCGCGGCCUAGCUGCGAACCCCCGCCUACUCCCGGCGCUCGUCUCCGCCGCAUUCUCUGUGUCCUCUCCGAGCCAAGCCGCCGCGGUGCUCCGCGCCGCCUCUGCUGCCGCCACCACCGUCGCGCACAACACCCUCAUCGAGCGCCUCACCAAACUCCGAGGCCGUGGCCCAGAGGACGCUCUCACCGCCUACACUGCAAUGCGCGCGGUGGAAGUGCCGCCCAACGGGUUCACUUUCACCUUCCUGCUCCGGGCUUGCGAGUUCUCAAGGAUCCUGCCGCUGUGCAGGCGCAUCCACGGCCAGAUCCUGAAGUGCGGAUUUGGGCGUGACGUAGUCGUGCAGAAUGCGCUUCUGGAUGUGUACCACAAAUGUAGCAAUCCUGGGUAUGUUGGGGACGCCCGGCAGGUGUUCGAUGAAAUGAUCGAGAAGGAUGUGAUUUCUUGGAACUCUAUUGUAGGGGUUUACAUGUCAAGUGGAGAUGUCAAGGGGGCGAUGGAGUUGUUUGAGGUCAUGCCAGAGAGGAAUGUCGUUUCCUGGAACACGGUCGUCGCCUCUUUCGCAAGGGUGGGGGACAUGGCAUCAGCACAGGCUGUGUUUGACAGGAUGCCUACAAGGAAUGCCAUUUCUUGGAAUCUUAUGAUUUCUGGUUAUGCCGCAGGUGGUGAUGUGGAGGCUGCAAGAUCGAUUUUUUAUCAGACGGACCAGAAGGAUGUUGUUUCAUGGACAGCAAUGAUCUCUGCUUAUGCAAAGAUUGGGAAUCUAGACUUGGCCAAAGAGCUGUUUGAUCAAAUGCCUGUCAAGAACUUGGUUUCAUGGAAUGCGAUGAUAACAGGAUAUAACCACAACUCGAGGUAUGAUGAAGCGCUGCGCACAUUUCAGCUGAUGAUGCUUGAGGGAAGGUUCAGACCUGAUGAGGCUACAUUAGUAAGUGUCGUGUCUGCAUGUGCUCAGUUGGGUAGUGCUGAAUACUGCAGCUGGGUCAGUUCUUUCAUCCGUAAAAACAACAAUGAUUUAACUGUUGCAUUAGGGAAUGCUCUCAUAGACAUGUUUGCAAAGUGCGGGGAUGUAGGGAGGGCACAAUUAAUUUUCAGUGGGAUGAAAUCAAGAUGUGUCAUUACAUGGACAACGAUGAUUUCCGGUUUAGGAUUUAAUGGUCAGUGUAGAGAAGCUCUUUUGGUCUACAACGAUAUGUGCAGAGAAGGAGUUGGACUUGAUGACACAGUCUUCAUCGCUGUUCUUGCUGCUUGUUCUCAUGGAGGUUUCCUGCAUGAAGGUUGGAGCAUCUUUAGACAAAUGGUAGAGCUACAUGGCAUUAAGCCAAGAAUGGAGCACUAUGGUUGCAUAGUGGAUCUACUUGGUCGAGCAGGUAAGUUACAGGAGGCAAUUCAGUUUAUUGAGUGUAUGCCUGUUAAUCCUAGUGUUGUUGUAUGGGUCACUUUGCUUAGUUCUUGUAUUGCACAUGGUGAUGCAGAGCUGAUAGAGUAUGUCAGUAAGAAAAUAGUUGAAAUAGAACCAUUUAGCUCUAGUUAUCAAGUGCUGGUUUCAAAUUGUGGCGCCCUGAAGGAAAGAUGGGACUGUGUGACCGAUGCACGCACAAUCAUGCGUGAUUUUGGAAUGGAGAAAGUGCCUGGAAGUAGCUCGAUACAGGUAGAUAGAGAGGUUCAUGAGUUUUUGGCUAAAGACACGAGACAUCAUCUGAGGAAAGAGAUAUAUGAAACUAUUGAUGGUUUAACGGCCCUUAUCCGACAUACAGACAUGCCACCUUGGACAAAUUAUUUCAACGCACUGUAGUUACAUAAGAGUUCCAUUGAGGUGUUGAGUGCCCACCUUAUAUGUAAAAACGGAUCUUCAGAUUUCCAGUUAGGCAGGAUGGAUUCUGAGGGAGGCCUUGUUUUUAAUAGGGUGAUUGUUGCAGUUGCUGGUGAGCUGUCAGCAAACAUAGUUCAUGAACAUUACUGAUCUAACUACAGAAGGCUACGUUCUUUCAACAUUGGGCAGGGUGUCCAACCAAAUUUUGAAACAUCAACAUGAAGACUAACGUUACAGAAUCUAGAAGCGUUGAGUGCUUUGUCAUUGCAGCCUUUGGUAUUUCAUCUUUUGAGGAAACCAUCCAUGUUUGAUCAUUCUGUCCAUCUGACUCCCCAGCCUUCCUUCAAGGGGCUUACAACUGUGGUCUGUGGAUCAUCAAUAAUCAAUUAAUCAUGCAUUGGAUCCCCCUUUAACUAGGCCUGCGGAUUUUCAUCGCAUCUCGAUUCAUGCACGCUGUUUGAUGUUGUUCACUCUAUAUUCUCCCUGCAAAGUAAUGGCUACUUUAACAAAUUGACAACUGAU
Brachypodium distachyon (stiff brome) is the source of this 2454-nucleotide messenger RNA. Its product is annotated as pentatricopeptide repeat-containing protein At3g29230. Gene Ontology annotation, molecular function: protein binding; RNA binding. Lineage: Eukaryota; Viridiplantae; Streptophyta; Magnoliopsida; Poales; Poaceae. The record is from RefSeq and is a predicted model, not a curated record. Gene Ontology annotation, biological process: RNA modification. Bases 43 to 1914 code for a protein of 623 amino acids. The transcript has 2 exons.